CCAAACAAUCCGUUAAAUCCGUCGACAGGAGCGUUGGACAAUUCGCACGAAACAACAAUCGGAAAACGGAACAUUCAGUAGGAGAGUUUUUGCCCUUAAACAUGAAAUGAAUAACAUAGAUUUCUGGUGAAAUGGAAUAAGUUUUCGUGUCGUUAUCUAUUUAUCAUAACAUAUGCUACAUUGGAAAAUAUUUCGUUUAGUGUGUCACGGUAAAAUAUUGAUAAAAUUCUGAUUUUUUUUAAGGGAUAUGAAAACGGGCGGAACAAGUAUUGUAAAAAGACUCUGAAGUUGUGAGAUAAUUAUAUUAAUUUCUUGCACGGGUAACCAGAAACAAUUCACGCAUAGAUGGAUAUACCAGAAUUCUCAAGGAUACUUGUUCUGAUUGUCGGUGUUUUUCAACUUCUUCCAACUGGGGAAGCUGGAAGAAACAACAAAACUAAGCAACAGAAAGAACCAACAGACGAACAACGCCUUUACAAAUACUUAAUGUCCAACUAUGACCAUAACACACGACCUGUCUACAAUGCUGCUUAUCCGGUCAACGUGUCCAUUGGAAUAACGCUCACACAAAUCUUCGACGUGGAUGAAAGGAAUCAAGUCAUUUCUACAAAUAUUUGGUUUGAUCAGGAAUGGUAUGACGAGAAGUUAAUAUGGGACCCAGAUGAUUAUAAUGGUCUAAAAGUAUUUCGUAUACCUUGUGCAAGUAUCUGGAGACCCGAUAUUGUGCUUUACAAUAGUGCGGAUGACUACAAUAAUGGAUAUAUGCAAGCCUUAGCAAUGGUUCACUCAAAUGGUCAAGUGUUCUGGCCUCCAAUAGUUAAGUUACGAAGUACAUGUAAUAUAGAUAUAACGUACUUCCCUUUCGAUGACCAAAGAUGCAAGUUGAAAAUGGGUUCAUGGGCUUACGAUGGAUUUCAGGUUGAUCUGUAUGCAAGGGACAAUCCAGUGGAUCUUUCUACAUUUGUCAGCAAUGGCGAAUGGGAGCUUAUCAAAGUGGAAGCCAUAAGGAAUGUUAUAACGUACCCUUGUUGUCCUGAACCAUUUCCAGAUGUCACGUUUUAUAUACACAUUAGACGGAGAACACUUUAUUACACGUACAAUGUUAUUAUACCGUGUGUAAUGUUGUCCACUUUAACCUUAUCCGGUUUCUGGAUGCGACCUGACAGCGGAGAGAAGGUGACAUUGGGACUGACAGUUUUGUUAGCUUUCUCAGUGUUUAUGCUUCUAGUUGCAGAAAAUAUGCCGGCAACUUCAAGUUUCGUCCCUCUUAUAGGUAUUUAUCUAACAACAGUUAUGUCUAUGACGUCAUUGUCAGUGAUAUUGGCAGUUCUGACGUCAAACAUAAAUCACAGAGGUCAAAAGGAGGUCAGUGUACCAAGAUGGCUAGCAGUGAUAUUAACAGGGCUUUCAAAAGUGAUGUGCAUGGACCUUGUAUUUGUAAAUGGGAGAAAUAAACGAUCAGCAGACGAUUGGCAAACGGGGUCAGGGCGCGGCGUACAAAGACCAUAUCAUUACAUCAGCACGGCAGUGUCUGGAGAUUCUGGGUGUUUAAUUGACUACGAAAAUGGAGAUACUCAUGCGCAGUUGCCAAACAAUCAUUCAAAUCACAUGACGCGGCAACAAGGAAACCAACGAGAAGAUAACAAAGACUAUCUUUUAAUUAUACAAAAACUAGAUGAACUGAUAGCUCGUGAGGAGGAAAGGGAUAAAGCUGAUUUAUACAUUAAACAAUGGGUAGAAGUAGCUGAAAUAAUUGAUAGAUUCUUCUUUUGGUUGUUUGUAACGGGCACACUGAUUGCUUCUUUGUUUUUACUGAUUGUCUACCCACUUUUCAAAGAAACGAAAGAAAUAGUACCUCAAGUUACUUAACACGCGGAUAGAAACAUUUGGAUAUAGAAUAUUGGUUACUGUGACAAGAAGAUUUUGGAAUCUGUACAGGUGGUUGUGCCAAUAGUGGCCUUACAUGAAACUGGAAUUUGCUGGACAAAUUCAGCAUGAACUGUAUGUACUGACAAUAGGAGCGUUUGUUGAAUCUCUGUGGAAAGAGAAAGUGUCCUAAUUAGGGUGUAAUUUUUGACUAUCACAACGGGUGCAUGAAAUGCACAACCUUAAGCGGCUACUGUACAUAAAUUGUGUUUGUUUUUGUCAUUAUCCAUUAGUUGUUUUUAGAUGUAUUUCAGAAAGAAAUUCAUUCAUAACAUUUUGUUUUACUUUGUUGAGGUAGAUAGUAUUGGGUAGUUUGGUAUUCUAUAACCUCGCUAUGCAUGUGUGUGAAAUUCUUUAUCUGACGUGUGCAUCCUUCAUGUUUAUAAAGGGUUUUUGGUUUGAUGGAGGCAUACCAACAAUUUACUAUUCACAUAUCAUUAAACAAUUCACUGAUUAGUAUUUAAUUGGUAUAGAGAGAAUCUUCACAUUUGCUUGAUAACUUUCAUAACAAUUCUGUUUAUAUGUUUAUUUCGAGUCUAUAAUUUCUUAUUUGCUAAUCUCCUAGUCUAGAAGACAUUUACUUUAUUUCCUUAUUUCAACAUUUAUGUAGAGUUGAGUGCUCAGUAUUCAUGUUUUGUGUUGUAUGAGGUCACAUUUUUGCCAUGAAACGAAUAAAAUUUAAGAAGUCA
Mercenaria mercenaria is the source of this 2615-nucleotide messenger RNA. Its product is annotated as neuronal acetylcholine receptor subunit alpha-10-like. The record is from RefSeq and is a predicted model, not a curated record. NCBI's taxonomy places the organism in Eukaryota, Metazoa, Mollusca, Bivalvia, Venerida, Veneridae. The transcript has 8 exons. Gene Ontology annotation, biological process: chemical synaptic transmission; monoatomic ion transmembrane transport; signal transduction. Bases 346 to 1869 code for a protein of 507 amino acids. Gene Ontology annotation, cellular component: postsynaptic membrane; neuron projection; synapse. Gene Ontology annotation, molecular function: acetylcholine-gated monoatomic cation-selective channel activity; transmembrane signaling receptor activity.